AAUGCCGGUUAUUGGCAUUUCUCUCCUCUCGAGCUGUCACGCUGACAGCUCGAGAGGCGAGGAGAGCCGGGCACUGAUGAUGUGCCCUGAUUAUCAGUGUGGCCCCAGAAGUGCCACCUGUCCGUGCUCAUCAGUGCCAUGUGCCAGUGCCCAUCAAUGACACAUAUCAGUGCCCAUCUGAGCUGCCUUUCAAUGUCACCCAUCAGUGCCAGUGCCACCUAUCAGUGCCACCUAUCAGUGCCAGUGUCGCCUAUCAGUGCACAUCAGUUCCAGCCAGUGCCGCCUCUCAGUGCGCAUCAGUGCCACCUAUCA
Molecule: messenger RNA, 312 nt
Organism: Staurois parvus
Lineage: Eukaryota; Metazoa; Chordata; Amphibia; Anura; Ranidae
Source: the annotation of a GenBank genome assembly